AUGCUGUCACAAUCGUCCUCACCUCAACCUCGUGGCAAUCGUCGCUCGAGCGUUGGAGCAAAAGCUCGUGUCUGCGACCAUUGCGGGCGGACAUUCAGGAGAACGGAACAUCUGGAACGGCACGUACGCACUCAUACAAAGGAAAAGCCGUAUGUCUGUUUCUGCGGGGCUGCAUUUACCCGACGGGAUCUGCUAAAGCGCCACACGCGCAUCACCCAUGAGAAUAAUGGCUUGAUAUCGCCGACUUCACAGCCCCAGCAAGAAGCUGCAGGGCAGUCGCUUGCGCGGCAUACAUCAGAUCCCCCGGUGACCCAACCAUACAAUGUACAACCCGCACCACGCCCGGAUAUCCCUCUCGUACCACCUCCUAUGGAGCAGUGGUCCGGGCCGCAGCACGGACCGUACCUGGAACAGAACCAGAGCAUGCUUAAUGCAGGUGGUCAGAGUACAGGCUUAGGCCCACAUCCUGCAGUAACUCAUGAUGCGGACAUCUUACAGGCUGCUCAACUAUUGCUUCCCGGUAGCUUUCGGGACACACAACCCCCUCCCCAGCCAUUGCCGUAUCUUCCAGAAGAGCUUAAUCAUUUCCAAGAAUUCACCCAUUUCUUAGACUCCAUUGGACUGCCUUCGGAAUGGGUUCCCGCCCUAAGGGAUGUGCCUCAGGUUCAGGGUACAGUUCCUGCGGACGUGCCUGACCCGGUCAGGAACCCGAGAGAGCCUCAACAGGGUGUAUCUCGUCGGAGCCAGGCGGAGCGCUCGCGCGCCGAUUCGCCCUUCCGAUCCUGGCUGCCCUCGGUACCUUCAGGGGAUCAAAGCUUAGGAACGGUUUCCGACUAUGAGCCUCCUCAACAUUCCAUGAAGGUCAUUCCGCCGAAGGUUAGCGAAGAACAGCGGCUACGUCUUGCGGCUUCCUUAGAAGAGCAUCGCCACCUUAUUCCCGACUUCGUCCUCCCGUCGCGGCACACGUUAACAAGGUAUCUGACAUCUUUUUUUGAUGGAUUCCAUCCUCAUCUACCAUACCUACAUCUUCCAACACUGCGAAUCAAUGAGCGCGCCCCUGAGCUUGUUUUAGCCUUGAUGACAAUAGGUGCCCAGUAUCGGUUUGAGCAUCGUAACGCAGAACGGCUUUUCUAUGCUUCCAAGGCAAUUGUGUUGCAUAAACUGUCGAAAGAAACACACACCCCACUGGCAGCAUACAAUGGUAUCAUCCAAAUACCGUUGGAUAGCAUUCGUGAACUAUCCCAACAGACAGGGCAAGCUACAGCACUAUCUCCUUCGGAAAAUGAUCUCGGAACGAGUGCGUGGAGACAAAUCGAAACCAUUCGCACCUUGCUCACCUUAAUGGGGUACGCCACAUGGGAGAAGUCUGAGCUGGUUCAAGAAGCCUUUAGUUUACAAGGCCUGCUGGUGCGGUGCUUGCGCGAAUUCGGCUUGACUGAGAACAUUACGGUUGUCCCAAGACACUCACCCAUGCAGUGGCAUGAAUGGGCGGAAGAAGAAUCGAUUCGACGUACCAGGUUUAUCUCCUUCUGCUUCGUCCAUGUCCAUAGUAUAGCGUACAACAUAUACCCGGUACUUCGCAGCAGUGAGGUUCAUCUGCGACUACCCUGUUCCACGAAGGAGUGGAAAGCAACCACCGCCCAGGAAUGGGAGCUGGCUCAAAAAGAGGCUGGCGCUCAACAACUGUUCUUUCAAGACGCUCUAGCACUCUUACUACAACCAUCGCGGACGACUGUCUUGCUAGAGCCGAUCCCUGCGCCACUGGGGAACUACAUUCUUCUUCAUGGUCUUCUUCAGCGCAUCCAUCUUGUGAGUGAGCUCUCUUUACCGACCGGAGACCAAGCCCUUGCUCUACCGACAGAAGAGCUGAAUAAACUCGAGAGAGCUCUCCGAUCCUGGACUUCAGUAUGGCAACAAGCCCCGGAAUCGAGCCUUGACCCUCACAAUGAUAAUGGUCCCAUCCCCUUUACUUCGAGUUCACUGUUGGGAUUAGCCUACGUUCGCCUUUCCCUGAAUCUGGGGCCAUACCGUCAACUCGAGACUAGGGACCCAUACCGCAUAGCCUCUGCGUUGCACAGGUCACCUAGGCCUGGCAGAAGCUAUCGACUGACUCCUGCGCUUAUAUAUUCAGCGCAUGCGUUAAGUAUCCCUGUGCGCCUAGGAAUCGAUCAUGUUGCGCGCAGCCAAGCGUUCUUUUGGAGCGUCCGCCACUCAAUUGCCAGUUUAGAAUGUGCUGUCCUCCUCAGCAAGUGGCUUCUCUCUUUAGCGGAGACAGGGAGUGAUCAGAAUUUAAGUGAUAAUGAGAGUCGAAUAUUGAACUGGACACGUUGUAUUGUCGAAGAAGCAUAUUCCUCGAUGGACUUGGAAGACUGGGAAGCUGUCCCUAGCUUGGACCCUGUCGGCCUUGGACUUGCAGUCAUCAGACUUUGGUCCCGCCUGUUCCGAAAGAACACGCAGUGGCCGUUUAUCAAUGUUCUUGGAGAAAGUCUUGAGAAAUACCUGACAUUGAUUCGUCCGGGCUGAGAGAUCAGUAAUUAUCUUGAUAUCCGGUAUAUAGGACGCUAUUUAUGGCAGGCGGGUCGACCAGUAACAUAAAAACAAAGCGACAUCGAUAACUUUGUUUCUACCACGUGUCCCUCAACCCGUGCGAGGGUCCGCGUGUGGAUCAACUCAGCCUACUGAGCACUACCUCCAUCGUGAUGUUGUGGUCAAGCCAGGUACGAAUGCGACGCCGCACAUACAUCUGGAUAGUGGAAAGCUCUAUCCUGACAGGAGCCCAGCUUUCUGCACCAUCCCAGUCCCAUGAGAUUCGGUAGUCUUGAUGCAUCACGGGUAGAUGAUGCGCCUGAGAACAUAGACAUUGGUGGUUAGGUACAUAACGCCUUGAAGGCACAUAUUGUCCUGGACUCUAUCCAGGUUGGCGGAAGGAAAAUUACCUGUGAUUGAAAACUAUCGCGAAGAUUCAAGGGUUUCCUAUUUGGGAUACUCCUCUCUACACAAACUUCUCACAAAGUACAGACAAAGCUUUGCGUUAUACCAGCAUAUCAUGUAUAUAAGAUAUGUACAUACCAUCAUGUGGCUUUGCAAGUCAUCAGCCAUUGU
Molecule: messenger RNA, 3102 nt
Organism: Aspergillus pseudotamarii
Lineage: Eukaryota; Fungi; Ascomycota; Eurotiomycetes; Eurotiales; Aspergillaceae
Product: C2H2 type zinc finger domain protein
Exons: 6
Coding region: 1-2523 (840 amino acids)
Biological process (GO): DNA-templated transcription; regulation of transcription by RNA polymerase II
Cellular component (GO): chromatin
Molecular function (GO): zinc ion binding; DNA-binding transcription factor activity, RNA polymerase II-specific; RNA polymerase II cis-regulatory region sequence-specific DNA binding
Source: RefSeq, a predicted model, not a curated record